This is a messenger RNA of Chelonoidis abingdonii (Abingdon island giant tortoise), 8050 nucleotides long. Lineage: Eukaryota; Metazoa; Chordata; Testudines; Testudinidae. The record is from RefSeq and is a predicted model, not a curated record.
UGAAAAUACACAGAACAAGAAUGGUUUGGUAACUGAAGCCCAGGAUAUCCAAGUGGAACAUAACAUACAUGGAAGGUGGGAUUUAUCACCAAUGCAAGGAAAUGAGUCAAGUCUGCCACUUGAGGCUGCUGUAGAUACCAAUGGAAACAUUAGUAGUGACCACAUGGUGAAUCUAAAAUGCAUUAUUCCAGAUGAUAAUUUUACCACAGUUAGUAGUAGUGGCUCAAGUACUGUAAUUACAUCAAGACUUAUUAUGGAUCCAAGACUAAAGAGAAGAGAAGGAAACCCGGGAAAACAAAACACUGAGGUAGUUUUUCAUGGGAAUUCAACACCUGAGAAUGGGCUGGACUAUCUCAACUCAGAAAUGAAAAUAUCAGCCACUUUAAAUAUACCUUCGCCUGAAGAACCCCUUCUGCUUAAUGACCCAAAACAUCGUCAGCUUAGACAGAGACAUGUGGAGCAAGCAUCACGGAAAGAAGCAGCUUUCAUAAAAGAGUUUAGAUCAACUCUAGAUGCAGACAAAGAACACACUGUGGAAAACAAGCAAGUGGCUGGUAGCAUAACAACACUUCCUAAAGGAAUAGUGGAGCCUUUUGCAUUGCAGGAUGUUCACACACAUCCUGCUUCAAAAACCGUUAUUGAAGAAAAGCAUAUCACAGCAAAAGAGAACCAUAUCUGUGAUAGAAAAGACUUGAAAAUGCACCAGAUUACAAUGGGAGAACAACUGAGGAACUGUUCAUCGUUUCCAUUUGGAGACACAAAACCUGAGAUAGACUUGCAGGAGAGUUUCUCCAUGAAAGACAAAGCAGACCACUGCUACGUAGAAAAAAGUUCCAAUCUUCAUAAGAACAAUAUAAAGCAUUUAUCUGUUCAUGAUAGCAAAAAGAACUUAAGUUUCACUAAAAAGUCAAGGCAUAAUGAUCCUCCUCCUGAUCAAAAGUUCCAGUCUGUGUCAAUGGGAAAGUCAGUUUCAUCAGUACUGCCUGCUAACUUUGCCUGCAACACACACUCUGAAGCCAUGCCUCACAGCAUUGCAGAUUCAAGCAGCUCUCUGUAUUCCAGAUCUCAGAAGGGUUCCAAUCCUCAUAUGCCAUCAGUAGUAGGGAAUAUUUUCUCUUCCUUUUCUGCAGAUUGUCAAAACAAAAAUUCAAAGAAAGUACCUGCAGAAGACCUAAAAAAAGAAGAAGAAAGGUCACACUCAUCUCUCUCUCAUGCGUGGAGGCAGGGCAAAAUGUCAGUAGCACAGAACAAAAAUAAUGCAGAUAAAAUAUCUGAGAUUUCCCAUCAAGUGUGUAAUGGUCUUUACUCACUUAAGAAACAUGAUGAAGGGCAGGGUUCAGCACAACUGAACUGUUCUAAAAGGGAUAAAUAUGCCUCAGUGAAAGGAGGGCAGAAAUUUCAGGAAUCACAAUCUAUUAAUUUAACAGUUCUUGAGGAUAAUCAAAGACAUACUCCUGAACAGUCUUUGCAUGAUGAUAAAGGCAUGAACAUAGGCAUCCAACAUCCUGAAAGUAUUAAAUUUCAUGAAGGCAAGACAAAAUAUACUGGGAAAAUGCAUAACCAGUUCGAAGAAAAUAAUUAUACUUCUGAAAUAGGAAACAGUUCAACAGAUUCUUACUUAACAUGGGCUGAAAAUACUUCGGUCUCAAACAGAGACUAUGAAGUUAAUAGUGAGAGUUUUGAUACACAGGAUCAUACUUUAGAGAUUGGUGUCCAUGGAAGAAUGCAUCUUUUUAAACAUGCUAUGAGAAAACAACAUGCCAAAGUGGGAGAGGACAAGUGUGUCUGUCAUCACGUUGCCUGUGAAUCUGUUCCUAGUGAUCAGAUCGUUGGUGAAGAAAACUUUCGCCAAAGUAAGCUUCAAGACACUUUGCUUUCUGAAAAAGCCAAUGUUGAUGAAGGCCCUAUAAAGGCCCAUAAAUUAAUAUAUUCAGCAACUGAAAUUACAAACCAAAAUUGCAUAGGUAAAAGAGAAGAUCCUACAAAAGAAGUAAAAGGCAAUUCUUCCAUCAAAGAAACAAUGGAUGACCAGAUAUAUUUGUCUCAUGCUAUCUGCAGAACAGACAAAGUAUUGAGAGAUUGCUUCAAUAAAGAAUACUUAUGUUUCCUUGGAGAAAAUGAGCCAGUAUCAUUAGACAAACAUUUCUGCAGGGAUAGCCAAGAGAGUGAUUCUUCUGGAGCUGCAUUUUUAGAUGAAGAGCAGAGUUGGAUCUGUAAUCAGGAAAUGGGGACUGAUAUAAAUGUUCAUGAUUUCAACCAAAUGCACACAUGCCAACUUGAAAAAGAACUUAGCAACGUCCCAGGAAUCUGGAUGGAACUUUGUGACACUCCUCAUAUUCUGGAUUUUAAAAGCUCAGCUUCUGGUUUAAACUUAAUUUUUGAAGAAGGAUGUGCAUUAACAGAAGCAUAUUUGAUGGAAACAGAAAAUAUUGCCACUUUUACAAAGGAAAAGGGAAUUAUUCCAGAUAACAAAAGAGAAUCAGAAGAACUGUCUGCAACAGCAGAGUUUUGCAGACCUGCAGCACUGCCAGAGGCUCAUAAAUGGGAAGAGCAGAAUGCUGUUACGCUAAUCACCACUAUUUCCGUACCUUCUGGAAGUGUGGAACACGAAGAAAGAGGAUGUUCCCAACCUGAGGAAACAUAUGUUUCUGAGAGAAACUCUUCUUGCCAUGAAAAUAGUGUGCAGGAAAUAUUUAAAGAGAUGAAAGAGGAGAAAUGUGAGGAUAUUUUUCUCCACGGCUUGGAAUUUGAAAGUGAGAUUGAAAUUCCUCUGGAGCAGCAUGAGGAGUCUCUCUCAGUACCACAAAAUCCACAUAGUCAUGAGGUUGGAUCUGAUGAGGAGGUUGAUUCACUGUAUCAGUACUUGAUAGAUCGUAUAGACUGGGAAAGUUUGUUUGGAAACAGUAGCCAGAAGAUACUAGAGAAAAGUGAAGAUCAUUGUUCAUUGGGGAAAAAAUCUUGCACAAAGGAAGGUAAAACAGAAUCUUUAAGUACAACUAUGUGGCCUGACUUACAAAUUACAAUAACCAACAUACUUAAAUCAGGAGUCAGCCCCCCCAACGUUGGAAUUGCAAGAGAGAUGUGGAAAUGUGCAAUUGAAUCUCCAGGAUUAGAAGUCAAUAUGGAAUUGUCAGGGGAGCAAAGAAGUGAAGAAUAUAUGCAGAAUUUGGAUCUUACAAAUAAAAUGGAAACAUGCCUACCUAUCUGUGUUCAUGAGGCGGAUAGUCAUAUUCCUGAAAAAGAAAGCAAAACUUUCACUGCACCUGUUACUCUUUCUGAUGUAUUGAAUAAAGGAAGUAGCUUUUACAGUACAAAACCAAAAGAUAACAGUAAUGAAUCUAAGAGUAAAAAAGGUGUGCAAUCAAAACUUAAGAGAAAACAACAUCCACAUAAUAAAUCUCUAACAAAUAAAAUGAGGCCUCAGAAAGGUUCAAGACGUUCACCUAUAUGUAGAAACUCAAAACUUUGUGGUAAAAAGAGAGAACACUAUUCAUCUGAAAUGUUUUCUUUAUUAUUUGAGGGAAGAAUGAAGACACUUGCACAGUCUGAAAAACACAUAAAAAAUGUUCUAAAUACUCUUUGUAGUGAAGCAUCCUUAUGCAAAAGUAAGCGGCUAUCCAAAAAAAUAGAUGAUGCUAUGUUUCACUUAAGGAAAGCUCAGAGGAGAGUUCUCAAAUCUCUAAAAAUUGUAACUAAAGUUGGAGAGAAAAGACAAAAGGGUCCCUUACCAAAAUGUUAUGAAAUAAUAUGUAACGACUUAUGGGAAAGCUGUGAUCUUGAAGGUCAUAGUUUCUUGACAACUGGGAAGUAUUCUUCUGCUCACUUUUCUCAGAAAAGAAAGUAUAACAUAAAGGAAAAUAAGCGAACUGUAGCAUUUAAGAAAGCAAGUGACACCGUUACAUGUAUGCCAAUAAAACAAAGGUUUAAAAAUAAAGGGGAUAAAAUGAGAGAAAUGGUUUCAGAGGAAGAUAUGGAUGCAAGAUCCACUACAGGUUGUGCACCUGUUGUGUUGAAAGAUAUAAAUCAGAUACAUCACUGCAAUUCUGACUUAACUGUGGCUUCUUCUGUAACUUGUAGUCAGUUUUCAGCUGCUACCUGCAAGGCAUAUUUGGCUUUUGAGGGUGACAAUGUGAGAGAUACGAGAAGAAUAACGGAACUUCAGACAGUCUCUGAAAACUCUGUAGGUUUAGACGCCAUUGGGCUAGAAAAUCUGGAACUAACUAAUAAGGAGCACAAGGUGUUCGUAAAUGUUUCAUCUAAAAUUCAUAUUCAAGGAACUGCUGGCCGAUGUGGCAGUGUAACAAGACAAGACUAUAUCCCUGAAGCAAAUACAUUUACCAACAAAAAUAUCUUAAAACCUUUGAGCUUGCCUGUCGAGAGGGAUGAUUCUGUAGGAUUUUGUACAGACCAAAGAAAAGAUGGAGCUUGUAAGACUAAUGUAAACAUGAAUGCUGUCAUACAUACAUCACUAUUAAAAACAGCUGCAGAUAGCUGUUUAAAUGCAAACACCAACACGCAAGAUGUUUCCACGCUCUCUGCUAUUCAUAAAAAUCUGCAUAGUAUUCUUUCUACUGAAAAAGAGAGUAUAUUUUCUGCUGGCAGUGGGGAUAUUUCCACAAAUCGGAGUGUUGGUAUUGGAAACUUUUCGUCAGGCUCAAUGAGGCAGAUGCCUGCAGCAGGAGGAAAACAUGAGACCAGUGUAUCUCAAGUUCCAUUAGACCACGAAAUUAUUAGUGCUAAAGCUGCAUCUUUGAAAAUGAGCUCAAACAUUUCAUCUGAGAGAGUUUUAGAGACUGGUUCUUUUGAAACACCAACAGUACCUCUCAGCGGCCAGCUGCAAGAUAGAGGCUAUGACAGAAAAGAAACCUCAAAUUCAGGAAUGUGUUGUCUGAGUAAUUACAGUAAAGUAGCUGAAAAGGAGACACAUGGUACCGAAACUGUCAAAUUGGAACCACUGACAAAAAUUUUAUAUAAGAGAGAAAAUAAUACAGAGAUAGAGAACUAUUUAAAGAAUGUAUCUUCUGUGUCCUUAGUAUACAACACUCUGGCCCCGUUUUCAAAUCAGUACAUUUUGCAGCAAGUUGGACAGAAUACAUUUCCAACGAUAAAGGAAAUGGGGCUAGUGGAAAGCAAAGUGAAAUCACCUGUAAAUCUGUAUCUGGUAAAAGAUGUACCUGGGAGAUCCUCUGCUAAGGUCGUUUUGGAACAAAAGAGUAUAACACACAGAGAAGGUCACUGUAGCUGUAAUAAGGAAUACAGAUGCAUUCAGAGUUCUUCAAACAACAGCGGUGCUUUCACUGCACCUGGCUUAAGGAAGCCAGUUGAUAAAAAAAAUGUCAAAAGAAAUGAAGAUUGGAAAGAAAGCACUAACAAAGAUCGCCAAAUUAACUCAGAGUUGAAAUCAGGAAUCAUGGCAAAACAAGGUAUUCAAAGCAUUACUGGGACAUAUGAUGCCUCACCAAGCAAAACACAUGAGAAUCUUACAGCCCAUGUGACUAAAUUGAAUACAGAUAAUCUCUCCGGUGAUCAUCCUAACAAAUGUAAGGGAAUCAAUUGUAAAAACAAGCAUAGAGCAGUGGGGACAGAACUGAAAUCUCUUGCUUUCAUAACUGAAAUAUCAAAUAUUUUACAAAAAGCAGAUGAAACCUCAUCUCUGAAAAUAUUACAGGAACAGAUUAGAGUUUGUGAUAACCUUCUUCCUUCAUUUGUUAAAGCUUUUGAGGAAAAGCAAGGGUGUUCUUUUAAGCACAUCUUGGUUUCCCGAGAGUUACUGGUUGAAAGAAAGCUAUGGAAUAACUGUAAAUCCAAGUUAAAAUCAGAUGCUGUAGAUUCACUGGUGGAACUUCAAAUGGUAAUGGAAGCAAUUCAGUUCAUUGAAAACAAAAAGUGCUUUUUAGAAAGAGAGCCAACUUUUCGAAGCUUGCUUUGGUAUGAUGGUUCACUGUACGGGGAACUGCUUGGCAGGCCAUCAGGGUAUCAACAACAAUCCAAUUUCUUUCCAGCUUUCCAAACAAGGCUGAAGUACAAUGUUUUUCAUGAGCUACAGAGCUACCAUAAACAGUUAUUAGAGCUCUUUGAAAAAACAAGGUGGGAAAACAAAUCUUACUAUGCAUUCUUGAAAUUCAGACGAGAGAUUGAUGAGUGUGAAGCUGUGAUUCAACAUAAUUCUGAUUGCUUAGAUUUUUUCCUCUCUGUGCCUUUUACUUGUGGAGUUAACUUUGGAGAUACUUUAGAAGAUUUGGAAACUGUAAGGAAAAGUGCUGUGGAACUGAUAAAUAUGUAUAGGAACCUUCCAUAUGCUCACACCUGUGCAGAAAAAGAGGACCAUGUGUGGGUUAUAAUGGAAAUUAUCUCUACAAAGAUAAGCUUUAUAAAGGCGUGUGAAUCAAUGAAUAUGAAAGCAUCACUCUUUGGCCUUGAACAUAUAUUUUUUGACGCUGCUAAAAGUCUUGUUUGGAAAGACAGACGUCUGUUGUUAAAUAAAGCCUCUCCCAAUAAGAAAGAACAACUUCUGUGCAAAAUAAACCAAGAUGCUCUCUCCAAGCUAUAUGAAGUUUAUGAAUAUGUAGCUGAAGAGUUUAGAACUGAAAAAUCUAACAAUAUUACUGAGAAGAAAAAUGAUACAGAAAAGUCAAAAUAUUGUGAAAACAAAGGCAAACAUGGAGAUGAAAACUCUGACUUCCUCACUGUUUUGCUUUCACAUCCUGAUAUUUCCUGUGUUGGAGAAAUAUUAGAUGAAGCUCAGUUUGCAGACCUCAAGAAGUUACAUCUGCUAAUGCUUAGAUGUACAGAACGUUUAGAAAGUUUAAAAAUGUAUUUUCAGAUUUUGCAGGAGGAGGAUGUCAGUAAAAUCUUGAUCACCGAGGAAAAUGUGUUAGACACAAUGAAGAAUGAUGGCAUUAAUGGUGUAAUUUUAAAGCCUGAAGCUGUUGAGCCUUACAUUGAAGUACUAAUGAUGUAUGAAACAGUUCACUUUCUUAAAAAUUCAAUAGCAAGAAAAACAGAUGAACAGAGAUUUCGAAGCUUGUUGUGGUUUGAUUUAUCGCUUCUUCCUGAAUUGGCACAUUGCCAAAAGAAAAUGUCUUCCUUUUCAUUUCUGAAAGAUAAUUCAAUGGACAACCUUUGUAAAACUGUAGAGUCUGCCAUCUCUGAUCUGAAGAGUGAGCUGGACAUUAUUUGCAACUAUGCAGAAACCAUAAACUGCUCUUAUGCACUUCACCUUCUCACCAGAGAACUUUCAGAACUUUCGGAAACAAGAAAAUUAAUACAAAAUUCAAAGCCUUCGAUCUUCACGUAUGUUGAGUGUGUACCGUAUACCAUAUCUGUAAACUAUGGGAGUACUGUGACUGAAUUAGACUACAACUACAACCAGUUUUCUUUGUUGCUUGAAAAUUUAAUGUUGGCUGCUAGGAAAGAUUUAGGAAAAAUGGCUCAUAUUAUGAAAAUCAUGAAAACUAUUGAGCAUAUGAAGUUUGCUUGUGCCAAAAAAGGUAAAUCAGUCCUUUCUCUUCUGAUAUAUCAGAUGCUAAAUAAUUGGAGAAAGACCUGCCAGUUGAAAAGAAAGGGAGACAUGAAAAUGCAUCUCACUGAAACUAAAAAAAGUGUCUGUGAAACUCAAGCUCCAGGGUAUGUCAUCAAAGCUAGCUCUCAGUCCCAGAAAAAAAGACCUAGUUUUGUGUCCUCACAUGAAGAUGCUCCUGAGUAUACAGAAAGCUCUCCUCCUUCCAGCUGCAAAAAACCAAAGCUCUUUUCCCUCUCUUCUGCUGGGGAGUCACUGAGCAUCGAGGCCGGAGGGACCUCUCCGGUUCUGCAUCUCUAUAAUCAUCUUCCUCUGCCUUCUACCCCUCCCCACAACAGCAGAGAAACCCUGCAAGCAUCAAGCCAUGUCCAGGAGCUGCUGUUGGUGUUCUGAUGGCAGCAGCUUCAAAAAAUGGAGAUGAAAAUGAAACAUGCUGCCACAUAAGAGAGAAUGCAAGAGUUACUCCUCAAAAUGAAAAAGAUCUAGCGUUGAGUAUCUCACCGGAUAAUCUAGGAAACAAGAGGCCUCUAG